AUGGAGGCUCUUCUGCAGGGACAAUCGCCGAGGUUCUCCAUGGCUGCGGAAGAUUUGCUACCGACUCUUCUGUGUACGUUUGCCGACUGGUAUAACAGCUCUGGACGGGCGGAGAGCCUCAGGCGCAAGUCUGCCCUGGCUAACACGAGUCGUACCGAGAUCGAGCUAUUUGUCGAGGAGUGGCAUGUUUUUCUCCCUCCUGACCACAUGAGGGUAUUCCAGGUUUGCCCUAUCCUAGGAUUCGUGGCUGUAUUUUUACCCACACCGAUUGUCCUGGCUCGUAUCCUGUCCCGAACACGAUUGCGGCAGCAGACGCUCUAUCUUCUCCUGGCCAACGCAUUGUUUAGCGACUUACUCUUUUUGGCUCUGUACAUGCUAAGCUCGUGUUUGAACGCCGCUGCUGUACUGAUGUCGGACUGGGCCUGCGCGACCAUGCUUUUCAUAAUGGGAGUGUUCUACAGCGCUGGUGUCUUCAGUGCUACGGCCAUAGUGCUGGACACCUCCUUGGCUAUACUGUUGCCGCUGCGAUACGCCACGCUAUGGCCUGUCUCUAGAACCUACGGAGCGAUCGCCGCCAUCUGGGCCGUGUCUGGUGUCUUUCCUGCCGCAUCUGUGGGUCUUUUCUUGUGGUAUCAUGCCAGGAGCCCAUGCACCCUUCACAUCUGCUCUCUGCCCUUAAUGCUAGUGCUAACUGUCAGCCACUCGCGGCCUCUCCAGGUUUGCAUGUUGCUGACCGUCACCGCUGUUUUGAUUACCCUGCUGCUGGUGGUUUUCGGUUACGUGGUCCUCUACUGUCACACCAGUAAGUCUGGAGUGUGGAGAGGCGAGCGGUCGUCUCGCGCUAAAGGAACGUUCCUGGUUCACUACCUGCACCUUUUCCUGUCCGUGUGUCCCAUCCUGCUACUGGUGAUCAAGCUGCUGCUGUACUGCUACAGUCGUGGGCUAAACCCCAGCGCCGGCCUGUGGGUGUCGUUGGUUCUCUUCAACUUCUUGCUGGUCUUGCCCAAAGGUCUGGCACCCUACCUGUACGGACUCAGGUACAGGGACCUGCGUGGAGCUCUGCUGGAUUUCUUUAGGCUCAAUAGGCCAAGGGCUAUAACUCCUGCAAUGUGA
This is a messenger RNA of Trichomycterus rosablanca, 1113 nucleotides long. Its product is annotated as probable G-protein coupled receptor 148. The coding region runs from base 1 to 1113 and encodes 370 amino acids. The transcript has a single exon. Gene Ontology annotation, cellular component: membrane. Gene Ontology annotation, molecular function: odorant binding; G protein-coupled receptor activity; olfactory receptor activity. Lineage: Eukaryota; Metazoa; Chordata; Actinopteri; Siluriformes; Trichomycteridae. Gene Ontology annotation, biological process: detection of chemical stimulus involved in sensory perception of smell; G protein-coupled receptor signaling pathway. The record is from RefSeq and is a predicted model, not a curated record.